Molecule: messenger RNA, 1819 nt
Organism: Bufo bufo (common toad)
Lineage: Eukaryota; Metazoa; Chordata; Amphibia; Anura; Bufonidae
Gene: HTATIP2
Product: HIV-1 Tat interactive protein 2
Exons: 6
Coding region: 55-879 (274 amino acids)
Biological process (GO): import into nucleus
Cellular component (GO): cytoplasm
Source: RefSeq, a predicted model, not a curated record
ACUCUGAGGGCCGCGCAUGCGCAGUACUGCAGGGCAGGGCAGGAAGCGGCUCCUAUGCCGGGUGUGUGGAGCAGCAGCUGCUGCAUCGGCGGCGCCGUCCUCGUCCUCAUAGUCGCCAUCUCACUGCACGAGGAGCACUCGGCGCCGGUGGAGCUGCCCAGGAUGGCUAAAGAUCUCAAGACGCUGCAAGAAGUAUACCGGCAGCUAAACAAGUCCUGCUUCAUCCUCGGGGCGUCCGGAGAGACGGGCAAAGAGCUCCUCAAGCAGAUCGUCCACAGUCGGCUCUACAGCAAAGUCACCGUCAUCGGGCGCCGGAAGCUAAACUAUGAAGACAAGGCUUAUAAAGAUGUGAACCAGGAGGUGGUUGAUUUUGAGAAGUUAGAGGAGCAUUCGGCCGCCUUUCAAGGACACGAUGUUGGGUUCUGCUGUCUUGGAACCACAAAAGCAAAAUCUGGGGAGGCUGGAUUUAUCCGAGUCGAUCACGACUAUGUUCUGAAGUCGGCGCAGCUGGCAAAAGCUGGUGGCUGCCAACACUUUAAUCUGGAGUCUUCUAAAGGCGCUGACAAGGGGAGCAGCUUCCUCUACCUGAGGGUUAAGGGUGAAGUGGAAGCGGAGGUAGAAGAGAUCGGAUUUGACCGUUACACCAUCUUCAGACCUGCGGUGCUGAUGGUUGACCGGGAAGAGUCGCGCCCGGUAGAAUGGCUAACCAGGAAGCUGAUGGUUCCGAUCGCUCACUUCUUCCCCACCGCCCACACCGUGCCCAUCACGACGCUGGUGAAGGGCAUGCUGAACAACGCAGUGCUGCCAAGUGACAAGAAGGUGGAGCUGCUGGACAACAAAGCCAUACACGCCCUGGGGAAGAUGGAGGAGGAGAAGUAGUAGUGGGAUCGGGCUGCGGAGAGACAUGGGGGAGGGGCGGCUGAUUUUAUAACACAUAAAAGGGAGGCUCAGGGUCACAUAUGAAGGGGCUGUCCGUGAUUAGAGAAGGAAACAGCGCCACACCUGUCCAAGGUGGGGUCUGGUAUUGCAGCUCAGCGCCAUUAAAGUGACUGUGGCCGUGCUGCAAUACCACACACUACCUGAGGAUAGGUGUGGUGCUGUUUAAGGAAUAGAGCCGCCACGUUUUUCUAAUUCUGGACAACCCCUUUAAGGCCAGGGCUCUGGUGGUUUUUGGUUGCGUGACAUAUUGUGCAAUCUCAAUGGUGGGGGUGGGGGGCAACUGCACUAUGCACGGUGUAUGCUCAGGUAAUGGAUGCAGGUGUGCAUGGCGGGGGAGGGGUCACACACUGGGCGCUUGUACACAGGUACCCAUUGAUCGGAUCCCAGGGGGGUCCUCUGCUGGGACCCUCCACAAUCAGCAGCCAUAGCUGGUGCUAUACAUGGCGCCCAAUAAAAUCAGCAGGGGACAUCGGUUUUGACAUAUGGAUGCCCUCUACUACCUAUAGAGCAGGGGUCAGCAAACUCUGGCACUCCAGCUGUUGUGAGACUAAAACUCCCAGUGAGCAUGCUGGGAGUUGUAGUCUCACCACAGCUGGAGGUUGCUGACCCCUGCUAUGCAGUAUAUGGGUGGUCCAAGGAGGCCGCGGUCAUAGGUCCUACUCGUGUUGGCGUCUGCUAGGAUCCCGUGAGUGAGGCCGAGGUGCAGUACCAGACACCACCUCUGGCCAGGAGAGGCGCUGUUUCUGAACGGCCAUGCUAUUUACUCCCAUAUACAGUAUGUGUACCUGUGGCGACACCUAUAUUGUACAUAUACAUGCCUUCUAAGGGACUGUACGUGAUGAGCUUGACCAAAAAUGUUAAUAAAAAUAUCAAAUUCUUA